Messenger RNA from Lagopus leucura (white-tailed ptarmigan), 2723 nucleotides. It is a transcript of the gene ZNF750, whose product is annotated as zinc finger protein 750. Gene Ontology annotation, biological process: epidermis development; positive regulation of transcription by RNA polymerase II. The transcript is spliced from 3 exons. Gene Ontology annotation, cellular component: nucleus. Gene Ontology annotation, molecular function: RNA polymerase II cis-regulatory region sequence-specific DNA binding; DNA-binding transcription activator activity, RNA polymerase II-specific; promoter-specific chromatin binding. Bases 293 to 2446 code for a protein of 717 amino acids. The record is from RefSeq and is a predicted model, not a curated record. Lineage: Eukaryota; Metazoa; Chordata; Aves; Galliformes; Phasianidae.
GCAGCGAACAGGUACUUCUCUCUCAGCAGUGACAGCUACAGGGUAGCAACAGUGAUCACCUGGAAGGUUUCACGCACCUAUGUCUCUGUGCUACCAGUUAGAGAAGUGCUGCUUUCCGGCACCUCCUCUUCCCUGAGACACCCUGGGAGUUGGCUUCCUCUUUUCACCUGGGAAGAAGGAUUGCAGAAACCUGAUAAACUGGAAACAUCAAGAGGCUAAACUAAGGAAAGCUAACCACAAGAAAGCUUUUCUAAAGAAUCAUUACAUUUAAUUGUUUAAAGCAGAAAAAAAGAUGAGUCUCCUCAAAGAGCGUAAACCAAAGAAGCCUCAUUACAUCCCAAGACCGCCAGGAAAGCCAUUUAAGUAUAAGUGCUUUCAGUGCCCCUUUACUUGCAAUGAGAAAUCCCAUCUUUUUAACCAUAUGAAGUAUGGCCUCUGCAAAAACUCCAUUACUUUAGUAUCAGAGCAGGACCGUGUCAUCAAGUGCCCAAAGACCAGUUCCUUGGAGUCCAAGCAGAUCAAUCACCUAGAGCCUACAGUCAAACCCACUUCUUCCAAGUCAGCCACAAACGGACUGUCAAAUCUCGAUUCAAAGCCUCAAUACGCUUUUCCAAAAGAAGAUGCCAAGGAAAAUGUUGAAUUACAAAACCAAGCAACGAACACAGCAAUCCAAGGUCAGAAACCUGCAAUCCAGAAGGAAGUAACCUCUGCCAGUACCUCAGCAGAAAGCACCCUCGGCAUGCAGCCUCUUCUGGACAGCAUCGUGAGGCCCUCAGCUUUUGUUCCUGUAGGAGAACACAGAGAUAGCAAAGGCCCAGAAACAAGUGAAGUACCUGAAAUUCUAUCGCUCCCCAACAAAAGUUCACCUUUUCACACUAAAUCUGCAUUUCAUGCACCAAGUCACCCAUGGAAAGCAGGUUCUCCUUUCCUCCCAGAAUUUCCACAUAAAGUUCCUCCCACAAAAGGCUUUGGUUCCAUUCCUCCUUACAUGCAACCGAUGAUUCCAGACUAUUCGCCCCACUUUUAUGAGCAUAGGCUGGCCAUCUAUACACCUUACUUGCUUCCAGGUAAUUCCGAGUGUGAAAGCUCUGCUCUGUCCGUCUACGGCACGCAAGACCAAAGACACUUUCUUCCUCACCCUGGGCCACUUCCAAAACACAUAAAUCCAUCAGCAUAUGAACACUAUCGGCUGUUCCAGCAGUAUCAUUCCACUCCUCCAAUACCAUAUGGAUUUUGUAGGCCCACGGAUCCUCCUUUUUAUCGAUUUUCACACGUAGCCGGUAUUAACAGAGAUCAAAGUUCUCAUCUAAUGGAAGAAACUACUUUGUUAUACCCAGCUUCUUUAAGUCCUUCCCAACAAUAUCCUCUAGGUUCGCACAAAAAACAAGCAGACUAUGAAAAGGAAAUAACAUUACUGCAUGCCAAAAGUCAUUCCAAAGAUGACCAAAAUGAAAGAGAGAAUGCUAAAAUGAGCCCUCUUGCAGGGAGCGCGGCAACGGGCUCCCCAGGCAGGCCCAGCCCCACCAACUUCACUCAGACAAGCCACGCGUGUGAGGGCUUAUUUGACCUCUCCAACAAAUCGUCCUCCACAUCACUUGGAAAAUAUGAUCAACCAGAAGAAAACUUUACAGCUUUCAGACCUGUGAGAAAAAGCACUGAUCAACCAGCACUACUUCCAAGCGUGCCAACACAGCAAGAUAGAGAAGAUUCACCUUCCAGCAUUAAUGUCACUGAUGAAGAUUCAUAUACACCAAGUGAAAGCCACAACAAUGAAGGUUCACUGUCCAACACAGAAGACGACACUGGAAUAGCUCCCCUUAAUCUUUCAAAAAAGGCUGACACAAAUGCAGGACCUCCUCAUGAACACACAUACAAAGCCACAUCCAAAACGGAGAGUCAGAACUUCCUAGAAUUGCAAGAUAUGCCUCUGAACCUCUCGGUAAAAGAUUCCUGUAACACAGUAAGCCCGAAAACAACAUCCCACAGUCCAUCUCAUGAUAAUGGUGCUGCUACUUCUCCAAAGACAGAAAAUGAGAACUCAGGAGCAGAAAGCUCAGGAGCAUGCAACCCCAAGAACCCUAUUAACAGUGCCUGUGACAAAGCUUUCCCAGCUCACCGCAACGAAGCUCAAGACUUACGCAUCAUUGACAGCUGCGAUGAACAGAAACAAACAGCGGCUGUAGCUCUCUGUCAGCUAGCUGCAUACAGCCCCAGCAAAGUUAGGAUGGACAAUGAAGGGCAAAGUCCUCAGGACUGUAAUACUUUGAGUACAGAAUCUACUCCUGACUCUUCUGAUACUCAGGAUACUCAGUGCAAUCAAAAAGUAAAAGGACAAAAAAGGACAAAUCAAAAAGAAUCAGCAAAAUCACAGCAAAGCACUAAAAGAGUAAGGCCAAAUGACUGCAGCAGAGUCUUUACUUUGAGGAAAAGAACAAGAGUAUCUUAAUGCUCCACUUUCCAAUUUGUUUCUAAUCAUAGAAAUUAGUCGGCACCUAUACAGAAAUUUUCUACAAACCAUCCCUUACUAGAUCUGGUCCAUGAUAAGAUACAUUCAAACUCCCCUAUGUAAAUAAUGUUCAUAAUUUUAUAUUAGUAUUUUUAAAUAAUUGAGCGUUCCCUUCUAUAAGCUCAGGUUUUUAUGAGUGAAUUUUUGCAUUCAUUACUAAAGCCAAAGCCCAUUAGACAAAUCUCCAAGGUUUUUUGCAAUUGUAUUACUGUAAAAU